AUGAAGCCUUUCUCGGUGUGCGGGAUUUUUUGUGAAGGAUUUGACGAAUCUGAGCUGAGAAGCGUGGAAGAAAGCCGUAAAAAGGCACAAAGGACGUGCGAAAGGACUGGCGCAACGGGUGGCUCCGGCCGAGGCCACGCCGUCGGUUCAUCGGAAACCAUCUGCUCCUGGGCUACCAGCGCGCAUUUUGAUGGUCUGCAGGCCACCGCAGUUCACCUCGCCAAAAAGAGCUGCGCCUCUCCGGCUGCGACGCUAUUUCGGCACGGUCCACUCGACGCAACCACGCACGACCCUUCGUCCCCAUGCCCAUCCAAGGUCAUUACAUCAAACCAAUCUUCUGUUCUCCCUUUUUGGUCCGAUCUCGGCUCUUUUCCAGCUUUUUUUUCGACUUCUGCAAGGUUGAGCGACAUGAAAAUGAUCAUCGCGAUGACUGGACUUCUGCAAUUUUCCUGCGUCUGUUUUAAAUCUGCAAGCUUUUUGGUUUUUUUUUUCUCGCCGUUAGUCAACUUUUUCUUUCAGUAGAAGGAAGGUUAUUUCGCCUUUUUUUUUCUUACACGUCUGAAAUUCGGCCGAAAUUUUUUGAAUGAAUCAAAAUUCUUACAACUCCUAUUCCCCUUAACAGAGGAUUUAAAGAUUAAAUCUUGAAAAAAAUCUUUCUAGUCAUUUGAAUGAGUUUUUUUAACUAAAAAAAAUGAAACGGAUUUUGAAGCUUCCAUGAUAUUCCUUUAGGAAAGCGCUAGAGCAAUUCUCCUCAAAUCUUUCAGGAAAAAAUUCGAAUGACUCCUUCUGGGGCUUUCUUUCUUUUUUGAAUUCAAAAUAUUUUCCUCAAGUUGUUUCUCGAUAUUUUUCAUAUUCUUAUCAUUUGAACUGUUUCCAAUCUGACUGUCCGAUCUGCAUGAUUAUUUUCAACGUUAUUAUUCAGACCCGCCUGUUUUCGUUGUUUUCCACAUGUUCUCUUCAAGUUUGAUAAGAGUCUCUAGUCAUUUUUUGCGUAAGUUCAUAAUUUCUAUGGAAACUCUCAAGGUUUUCCAUACUUUUCAUGUCACAAACACAUCUUUUCACGGUUUUUCUCACUCUUUUUUCGAAGGUACUAGAAACCUAGGUAGAAAAGCAAACAAAAGGAAAGUUGGCCGGCGACUGUUUGGCUCGCUUCUAGACGGAGGCUUCUAUCGAUCUGACUUUUGUGUUUUGUUCAACAUAAUUAUGAAGUGGUUGGAUUUUUUCUUCAUUUUUUGUUCUUGAAGAGGCUAUUUUGUUCUUUCUUGCUGAAACAGCUGAUACAAAGGUGAUAGACGUAAAAAACGUAUAGAACUCGUCGAAUGAAUCACUCGGAACAACUGUCCCGACUUCAUCCUUUGGUUUCGUCACUCAACCGCUUUUUCCUUCUUUUUCAUGCAUACUUUCUCUGUUUUUAGUUAGCAUUUUUUAUGAGAAUAAAUUCAGCCCUUAGGGUAAGUUCUGUCGGAUUAAGUUUCAAUAUCUUCUGGUCUUGUCGUCUUUUUAAAUGACAAUCAAGGCCAAUUUGCUGUGAUUACAUUCCUUGUAGGGAAUUUUUUAGAGAAUUAUCUGAAAAAAGAUGGAUCGAUCAAUCAUGAAGCUUCGAUUUGAAAGUUUUUCAAGUUAACUUUGAAACUUUUUAAGAUUUAUCGGUUUGCGGUAGAAUAAAAGUUUACGUCAAAAAUAUCAAACAAAAGGCGGCGGAAUUAUUUUUUCAAAAUACAGAAUCACGUAUUUGAAAGUUUUUCUUCGAGUUUUUUACCUAUUUUGACUCUUACGACUCUCUCAGACAUUUUCGGCUCAGGCUGGUAGGUGAAGAGCGUUCGACGCGUCGUUUAUUCCCCGGAUCCCGGUGUUUUUGGCUCCGAGGCUCAUGCUCACGAGUCAGUUGUCGCUUGGCCAAGUCCUGCGUCUAUCAUAAAUCCUUUUUUUUUGUAUCUUUUGUGUUUUUGUUUUCAUCGAACUCAAUAUAUACGAUAUAUUUUCCUUCUAUUUUUCCAUUGAUGUUCCUGCAAGGUGUUCUAGUGCCGUCGUUUGGAUUAUUGAACAAAAAGCAGAAAUUUUUUAACAAAUUUGAAAUCUGAAAAAAUUGCACGCUUGUAAUUAGUUGGUCACUUCUAAGAAACCAGGUGUUGCUCAACAAAUUACGAUCUGAACUCUCAUUUUCCCUCAACAUAUCGCCUUUUUUCUCGACCAAAGAAAUAAAUUGAAUCGCAAACUUGUUCCUUGAACUUCAUACCCUCUCUAACGAGAGAAGUGGGCGCAGAUAUGGUUCAAACUUCUUUGGUAGGUAGUCCCAGAUAUGAGUAUUCGAAAACGAAGAGAUUCAUCUGCUAAGCAUCAUGGACUACUGAGAAAUAGCCUGUCGAAAAUGUACAGGAAAAGCUCAAAAACGAAUUAUCUUUGGGUUUCUUUUCCGUUUUUCUCAUGAUAUAGUGAAUAACAGUAAACGUUUUGAAAAUCGAGAACCCGAAGAAAAUUAGUUUUUCAGUUUUUUCCUCUUUCGAUUUUUCUUUUUUGAUUUUCGACAGGCUAUGUCUCUGUACUCUAUGUGGUGCUUAGCAAAUAAUUUUUUCUGUUUUUGAGUAAUCUCACCUUGGACUACCUACCACAUAAGUUUGGACCAGAUCUGCAAAGUUCACCUCACAAACCUCCCUUGUCAAGUUUUCAACUUGAGACGUACCCUACUAAAAAGUUUCAAUACUCGUAGAAUUUAUAAAAACGUACAACUUUUCAUAAAAUGGAAAAAACACGCGUGCUCUUGAGAAUCCUUUUUCUUUCGCUGUAGGAACUUUUUAUCGCUGGUUUUAGUUCUUCCUUUUUUCUUGCUUUCAAGUUGGUCUCAGCCUGUAUAUUCUUCAAAGAGUUUAAUUGUUUAUACCUUCAAAAUAUUGAUUGAUCGGCUCUCUUCACUUCAACUUUUUUUUGCUGCCGCGAAUUUGUUGUCGGCGCAAGUCAAUUUGGCGAGGUCAUUCAGGUGGUUUGAUGUGCAGAAACCACCUGAAAACCUCGUUUCUUUGUUUUUUUUUUGUCUUUUUACUUUCUUCUGUAACUUUUUUUUGUUUUCUACGUUCCAUUUCAAAUCAAACAUGAAGUUGAUUAUAAGCCACAGUUUCCUUCAACAAUCGCAGUUCACUGUGAGCAUUUAUGAAAUUAUAUCCCAAUUACGUUUUUCGUUUCUCACUUUUGGUUCAACUUCUGCUGUUUGGAACUUUGAUUUCAACCCAAAAAUGGUUGCGAGAGCCUUUUUUGGAGGAUGAAUCAGCGUCUUCGGAAAUCGAUAAUUUGAUAAGGCGUCUCACCGCCUGUUCGACCCGGAGGCCGCUUCCAACGUUUCUGUCCGCAUUGCUCGUUUGCCUUUUAGAGAAUGACGAUCACGUGGGAAUUUGAUCAUUUUGAUCUUCGAUUAUGAAGCUGUUUCCUUUUCAAAUUCCCAUUUUCUCUAGUUUCUCACCCCGAAACUUUCCAUUUCUUAUUUCUCAUAGUUAGCUUUCUUUUUUGUCCAUUUUUAUCGGGGAGAAAGGAUUUCCACAGGCGCCUCCAAAGAUAUUUUUCUGUUUCGCUAAAACUUGGGUUUGGCUUUUAUCUGGACGCAUCUCAUCUGGAAGACGUUGCCAGCUCCUAGCAUUCCGUUGCAUUUUCGGGAACAGGAGGCUCCGAGAAAUCCGAAGGCUGAUUGCAAUUUUAGAUAAACCCAUCCCGAAACGGCGUUUUCCAUCCAGCUUCUUUGGUUUUUAAGUCCUGAUAUUUCGCGAACUUCUAAACUCCCAGUCUCUCCAUUUCUUUGAGUGAGAACAACGAGUUCAGAUGAGCGAAGACGUCGCGAUGACGGCGACGACGCUGCUGAAUGGCGUCGUUGGGACGCCGUCUUUUAUCGAAUUCAAGAAGGACUGGACCAGCACGCCGACGACCAACGCCCAGAACGGCGGCCAGAUGAUGACUGUUCGUUUGUUUUAGAAGUUUUCGGAUCUUUGGUUUUUUCGUAUUAUGGUUUUCGAAAACUUCGGCUAUCGAUGAAUUCGUUUUUUUUUUUCAGUUGUCCCCACCGGCUGGAGACGGCGCUGGUUCGGCCGGGACUCAGCCAGAAGCGACGUCUUCACAGUCGGCUUCUGAUCUCUCCGGAGACGCUGAAGGCGUCUGGAGCGUCGACAUCGACCAGGUAGAGAUGAAUGAGCGAAGCUCAUAGGAAAAGGAGCUGAUCAACUGAACAUUUGUAAAAAGAGUUCUGGUUCUGAAAAGUUUUCGUUUUUGAUUCCGAUCACUUAAUUAUUUUUUCUUUUUGAAAAAGUUUUUGAACAAAACCUGAGGCCUUACACAUGAGCUAAUAACGUAAAUGCGACGACGUAAAUGUAGUUCCAAAAAGGAAUUUCUCUAUUUAUACCUUUUUUCAAUACUUUUAGCAAACAAUAUUCGCGAAUCCGUGAAAAAAAAGUCAACUUCACCUUCUUUAAACCCAUUUGCGCCUUCAAAUUUACGCUGCGUGAACGUUCAAGCCUACGGCUCUGAGCCUUUUCAAAUCAAGGGGUUUCCAAUUUCUAUUUUAAAAUACUCAGGCGUUCCAAGAAGCGCUGGCGAUCUACCCGCCUUGUGGAAGGAGGAAGAUCAUCAUCAGUGACGAGGGCAAGAUGUACGGUACGUGCUCUUUCCUUGGCAAAAGAUUGGCUUUGUCUGGGUUCCAAAUUAGUUGCGCGGCCAGACCACUUCUCCGAGGAAACACGUUCCAGUGUUCCUCGCCGUUUUUCGGAGUCUUUCCUUUUCGGUUUGUGUAGGUUUGGUGUGAGGGUAAUGCAUGCAAACGAGGCAAGAAAAAAAAACAUCUGCUCGGCCUGUCAUCUGGAAUUUCAAGGCGCGGUUUUUGAUUUCGAAUCCAAUGAGAACAGGAACUUGUGACUAACUACUAUACGAUUUCCUAAUUUUUUUUUUGAAUUCAGAUUUUCACUUUUGGAGCUUCUGUCCGAGGUUAAACCAUUUAGGUUGCGUUUCUAAGAAUUUUUUCAUGUUUUCUGAAGCUAAAAAAAUUCAAGUUGGUAUUUUUCAAAACCAACGCAUGAUUCAUUUCUAAAUAUGAUAUAUUCAAAAGUUCAUGAGUGCAAUACUUAGGAUAACUUUGAAAGCGAGUUCCCAACUCAAUCCUCCAGGAAAAAAUUAUUUAGCUUAUUUUGAACGCUCAGACGAGGACUUCUGAACGAACUAUUAUACCAGUGAUGUUUGAAUAGAAAGUUCAUAUUUUUGGCUCUGGGCUUGCUUUUUUUGAUCCAAGUAAUCUCUAAUUCAUAAUAUCCCAGUACUGAAAGUUGUUGCUCGUGAGCUGGACGUUCCAUUUUCAAAGGGGGGCGUUGACUGGAUCGAGCCGAGACUGUUGCCUGGGUCACGGCUCAAUUAGCGGAGGCUGCUGCGAAGAAAGACGACCGGAUUACUGGCCGAAUUCCCAUUGACAAGGCGCCGCGGAGUCGACAGGCAGCUGCCUCGCACGGCUCCACGAGAACAUCUGCCUUCGUCGCCAAUAGCUCCACACCGAAACGACUGGGAGACCAUCAUCGGGGUGUAUGGAACUUCAGCUUGAAAACUACAGUUGCGAAGUCUCAAUUCAGAUCAAUCCAAUAAAAGGGAGCUCACACGAAAGAUCAUUUCACCUUAAUUCUGAGAGCGUUCUGUACAAUAGCUGUUGUCUUCUGUAAUUUACUUCAAAAUUUACUUGAAUACUAGUUUUCUUAGGCUGUCUUGAAAAGCAGACGAUUCCUCUGACCUUAUUUUCAUAGUUCAGCUUUUAUGUGUUUUUGUACUGACCUUAUUUCAUCGUUCGUUUUGAGAGAUGAUUUUAUGUUUGGAGACUCUGCAGAUUAAAUGACCCUUUACUUAAUUUUCACCGCUGACCUCAAGUUUGCACAUAUGCUAACGACUAAUCUUUCCUGCAACUGUAGCCUAAAAUGAAGUGAUUGUAGUUGAAAGCGUCUGAUAAACCCAAGUUGAGAAAAAUAAUUGAAAUGAGCCGCCAGAUGGCGAAAAGAUUGAUGGACUUCCGACGACUUUUGCUGGCAGCUUCAUCCGAGGAGCCUCACCUGCACCGUCCAAAACACAAUUAUCUCUCGGCGCAAUUGAGCGAUUGACAAGUUCCACCUGUUUCUACGACCUUUUAGGGCGCGAUCCUAACUCACAGUUGAAACGAGGUCAUACGGUACUUUCGGAGGAUUUCGGUGUUGUAAAAGAUUUCCCGAGGUCUAUUCUAUUUUGCGCAUACAUGGAGAUUUUGAGAAAAUGACUUUUACCUAAAGCUUUCUGAAGGUGUAAAUUCAGUGAAAUAGUUUUUUUGAAAUUACAGGUCGAAAUGAGUUGAUUGCGCGAUACAUCAAGCUGCGUUGUGGGAAGACGCGCACGCGGAAGCAGGUCUCUUCUCACAUCCAGGUCCUCGCAAGGAAGAAGCUCCGCGACGAACAAGCCAAAAAGAAGGUGAGGUCCUUCCAUCGUUCAACCUAUUUUCCUAACAACAAAAAUAUCUUAUCCCGAAACUAAUGAAAUUUUCGAAAAUCUGAUUCUGAAUGUACUAACUUGUAAAUUAAGGAAUUGGAAGUUUCAACUUUCAAAAUUGUUUUUUUUUUCUCAAGAAACGAUUUUUUAUGAACAAUUUUCAAACAAUGAGGUUAUGCCUGAUUCAUUGUUUUUCAGAAAUAAAUCGAAAUUUUCCUUAACAGCUAAAAAAGAUACAUAAAUACUCCUUGUUUGCAGAUUUUUUUGCGCGACAACACAUUCCAAAAGUCAACCCUCAAAAUUUACGAAUUUAAAAAGUGUACUAAUAAAAUGAAGUAACAAAAUUAAUUUAAAAAAAUAAUGAAACUUCUGUUUCGAAUGCUUUCAGUUUGCUCAUGUUCGAUUCGGAAAAAAAAUCUAAUUACACUUUUUGAGAGACUCAUACACCCACCAGAUAUUCUCUUCGUGAUGAUUUUUUUGUUUCUAAUUAUUUAUCAUCUUUUUUAACCUUAUUUUCAUUCAGGGAGAAGCGGGUUUGCCGUCGCUGCAAAUGUCGAGUCCACCGGAAUCGGUGCGGCCGCGCUCCUCCGUGACGCCGGUGCCGCAAGGAACGGCUUCUUCCUCUUCUUCGUCGUCUCCUGCUUCAGCACAGACGCCACGGAUCCCUGUGUUGCCCACAGUCGUCCCUAACACCCAAACUCCUCCAUCCCGACAGGUUUUUUCUGCAUUUUUGAUUGUGGAUCAUCAAAAAGAGUUAAGCCUCUGACAACACCCCUCAAAGUCGAACCGACGGACCAGAUCUCUCAACAGCUCUUCCUGAAUGGUAUUUGGAUAGCUCCGGAAAGUAAAGACAUUUUUUAGGUCUUUCCCCUCAUCUUUGGAAUUUCACACCAGGCGGAAUGCCGACGACACUUCCCUUUAGGUGAGUCUCAACCACUGAGUUUUCUUGCUCUUUUCUAGUGAUUCGCACGAAGUUAAGUUUGCAGCGUUGAUCUGUCGCGAUUAGUGGUGCCAAAGGCGGAAGUGUGCGAAACGACGUCUUCAGAAGCAAGAAGCAUCUCCUCCUCGUCGCUGUCGUUGCUCAGCUUCACCGCCUACGUCUUCAACAGCCUAACCAACCAGCGAACCGAGCUAGUCAAAAUUGAGAGCACCCUCGAAGAAGAUGUGCGUUCUGAAUGGAACUAUUUUUUCCAACUAAUUUUUCAGCCAGUUCCGAUUUCGCUCUUUACUGAUAAAUACCCUCCGGUACUGCGCGAACUCUUCGAAAAGAGUGUCAAGAAAGAUCAAUUUUUUGUCGUCAAGUGCUGGGCUAACCUCAAUUUCGUUGAGGAUGUGAGGUAAUUCGAACUAUAUAUCCAGACGAGCCGUGCAAUCGAUGACUUCUCAGGAAUUGCCAAUACGCCGUGGAUUCGUUCUACUCGUCUUCGCAAAAAAUCCAUCUGAAGGUCUCAACAAUGGCGUGCUCCUUUUCGAAGAAAGCCGUCGAGAAAAUUGAAGUAUGUCGUUCUAAGCCAUUCCGAAGAGAACACAAGUUCAAGGCGUACCCUCCCACGGAGGCCGCAAACGGACACUACAUGUUCGCGCUCAAGUCGUCGCCUAUGUGCGACUACAUGGUGCAGUUCCUCUCCGAGCUGAAGAAGCUAGAGAACGUCGAAUACAUGAACAGCGUCCUGGAGAACUUUACAGUCCUGCAGGUUUUAUUCUAUCUUGUUUUCGACUGACUAAGAAAUUUCACAGGUGGUCUCAAAUAGCGAGACGGAUGAGACCCUCAUGGUUCUUUGCUUCGUCUUCGAAGUUUCCCGCGACGUAGAAUCAAGCUGCUCAGUUUUCCGGCUCAGUGCAUGA
Messenger RNA from Caenorhabditis auriculariae, 8307 nucleotides. NCBI's taxonomy places the organism in Eukaryota, Metazoa, Nematoda, Chromadorea, Rhabditida, Rhabditidae. The record is from the annotation of a GenBank genome assembly.